AUUAAGAAGAUAUUAACAACGGAGACUGCCUCCUCAUCUUUCUGAGCGGCGGCAGAGCGCUCGCAGAAUGCAGAGUUCGGGUAUUGGAGCGAGACGUGCGCCAACAUUGCACAACAAACUCCUGCACUUACGCCAAGUUCGUUCCAAGUUAGAUUAAUCGCGCGUUAAAGACAAUCGCAGGGGCGCGUCUAUGUUAUAUUAUUCGCGUACAUUUUUGUACGACGUGGUUGUGAAUGAGCAAACUAUUUUAGAGGCAGCAACCAAGAUUAUGGGUUCCCCUCGGAUCGAAACCUCGACGAGGGCCCGUCGAGCAUGAUGCAGAACAUGUCUCCCAUGGAGCGCACCGGCAAGCAGGGCCUCGUCAUGGGCGAUGCGGGCAGAUCCUACCCUGAGAAGCUCAUCUUCAGCUACGACAGCUCGCGCGAGAUGGACUACAUCACCCCCAGGAAGAAGAUCUACGAGUACCAGGACAACGACCACGUUGCGCCGGUCGACUCGAAGAAGCAGAUGGGUGACUAUCACGGCCUGCCCAAAGCGAGUCAGGAUUACCACAUGAAGACCGGCCCAGGUUACGGUGGAGGCGGCAUGGGUGGCCGCGACUACGCUCACGGCUUGUCGGGAAAGUCAUCGUCCGACUACCGCGUCCCCGGCAUUGCGGAGCGCGACGAGCACGUGGAUUCGCGGCGCGUUGGCACCGACUACUACAAGGAGCGGGUGCAGCCCAUGGGGGGCGACCCAUACGAAGACAUGGACCCGGGCCCCAUCCGCGGACGACCCAAGAGCCCUGGCGACUUCAACACGCGCAAGCACGUGGCGCCGAUGCACUACGACGCGCCGAGGCCCGUGGGCGGCGACCGCUACGACAAGCCCAAGCCGGCGCGUGUUGAGCCGUACGACGCGCGGCGGCCCCUGGGCGGCGGCCCGCACGACGGCGGCCGCCAGGUCGGUGCAGCAUACGGCAGCAAGCCGCGCAGCCCGAGCCCUCCUGACCCACAACGCUACGUAUCGGUGGUGUCGGGGGGCCACGAUCGCUACAACCAGAGGGAGCUCAGCCCGCGGCAGGCCUACCAGGUCAGGCCCCGUAGCCUCGAGCCGUAUGGCGUGCACGGCACCGUGCAUAACCCGAUUCGGCGGGAGUACACGCCUGACGGGGGCCACGAGGCCAGGCGGCACGCGCUGCGUCAAGAGCCCGGCCAAGAGUCUUUCUACCACAGCCCUGAACUCUACGACGAGCACCGGUCACCACUUCCUCCAGGCCCCGGCAGGGUGGGUGGCGGCGGUAGUGCAGCGCGAAGGCUCGGCCCGCCAAGGGACAGGGACCCCGAAGGGUUCCAGCGACCGAGAGACCGGGACGAGCGGCACAUGGAGGGGUUCCAGCGGCCUGGGCCACGUGUGGAUGACCGGCAGAUGGAGAGGCCGCCCCCCAUGCGGAAGCCCUCAAAUGCCCCCCCGCGAGAUGGAUACGGGUACAGGGGCGAUCGACCGCAUGCGCAACACGGAUAUGAGCCCUCGCGUGGUCCGCCGCCCGAGAGACCGAGGAAAGACCACUCGGACAUGACUACAGAUAUGCUGAGGGGUAUGGUGGACUUAAUCAAGUCUGGGAAGCUGCCCAUCCAGCCUCACCAAGAACCGGAACGGCGCGGUCACAGGGAGCGCAUGGUGGAGCCGAGAAUUGACUCGACGGUGGAGGCUGCGUCGAUCCUACGGGAUGUCGUCCACCUGCUCAAGGUGGAUAAGAUGAGAGGUGGCAUGGACCGCCCAUGUUCCCCUCCAAGCCCCCCACCGCACGGGUUUGGAUCACCCCAAGGUUCUUACGAUCCCCGCUCUGGACCCGGCCCCUCUGGCUAUUUUGGUCGGCACGACGGUCACGGCAACCGGGGACCUCCCCCGGUCCCCCAUGAUGUGCCGAGAAGACACGACAGGGGCGGCCGAAUGAUGGGCCAUGGUCCUCCUGGGUCCCCCCCUGAUAUGCGGGGGGGCCGACGCAUGGAUGCCCCUCAGUCGGGCCAUUUUCCUCCUCGUGGAAGAAGUCCCUUCCGGAACGAGCGCAACAUCCCUGGGCCCGGCGGCAAUACAAUGCGAAUGCCCAUGAAACGAAGGGAAAUGGAUCAUCCGAUGAUGUCGCAGAACAAGCGCAUGCGAAUUCAAGAUUCUGCACAAGGAUACGGUACACGAGAUGAACACGGGAUGGAAGACCGCUACUGGAUCAAGUGCAAGUACGGCUGCUCGCUGUGCAAGUUCUUCACGUACGACGAGAAGAUCAUCAAGGAGCACGUGACGGGCGAAAACCACCGGCGCACGCUGCGUCUCGUGGACACCCUCUUCCCCAACGACAAACACAUCUCACACUUUCUGCAUAAAAAAAUUGAGUACAGGAAUAGCAAGAUAGUCCCGAUGACUCGCAAGAAGUGGGAAGAAGACAACAGCCGGCCAUUCAACGAACUGAUUGAUGGCAUAACGCUGCCCGAAGGCUGGAUACGCACGGAGGUGGUGCGCUGUCUCGCUUGCCGCCGCUUCCUGCUCCGGGACAAGCUGGAGCUGCGGCGCCACAUCGCCUCCAGCGCGCACGCCGCUUGCUACCAGACAUUCACAAACGAUAAGAAGAAGGGCAUUCAGAGCAUGGUUUUCCAGGUCUACGACAGUGCCACCAUGGCCCACCGCUUCCAGCGCUUCAAGCGGGGUGAAGACGUUUUUAACGAGGGUGAAAUGAACGUCAAGGACAACAGCAAGGCGAAAAAAGAGAAUCCAAAAGCGAAGAAGGAUGCCAACAAGAAGUCCGCUCCCGCAGGCGCGGCCGCGGAAACAAAGGUCGUCGCUAAAAAGGGUAAAGCAGAUCUGGAGAAAUCGGCCAAGAAGAACCCCACGGAGCACAAGGAGUCGGCGGAUGGCGUCAAGGUCAAGACGGACGCAGAGGGGAAACGGGAGGGUGAAACGCAGGCAGUCAAGGAAGAAAAGGAGAAGGGUGCAACGUCCGAGACGAAGGGGAGAGAGGAGGGCGCUGCGGCGAAGGAGGAAGAGGAGGAGACCCAAGGGGAUGAAGAUGACUUGGGAGAUGAUUCUGACCUCUUCCAGGAGCUCAUGGAGGAAGACGAGGGCGAGGGAGGGGACGACGAGAAGGCUGCAGCAGAGAGCGCCGAAGUGGCGAAGGGCACCAACGAGACCGGGGAGGAGAAGCAGCCCCCCGAGGGCGGUGCGACUGAGCACAGUGACGAGCUGGGAGAUAAGGAAGACCUGGAUUACGAGGAGGCGGAGGAGGAAGACGUGGAGGCUGAGGCUGAGGAGGAGGAGGAGGAGGAAGAAGAAGUAGAUGAAGAACAUGAGUUUGAAGAGGAUGAGGAAGAUGUUGAAGGGGAAAUGGAGGACGAGGAGGGGGGGGGAGGAGGAGGAAGAUGAAGGUGAAGGCAUGGGUGGGGACAAGGAAGACUGUUUGGAGGGGCUUCUAGAUGAGCAGGGUGACGAGUUUCAGGAAACGGACACCACGACUGCCACAACCGCCACGACCGCCGCCAAGACCACCGCCCCGACCACUACGAAGAAGGAGAAGUAAUAGUCCGUCUUGAGAAACAAGCGCCUGUUACUCGGUGCAAGCCUUGUAAAAGCUGCAUUAUCGCCCCAAAAGAGCCCUGCUUUUAACCCGAGAUGGAGAGGCGCCGUGUUUAUUGGGCCAAGUCUUUCUUCGUAUCUCCGAGCGUCGCGUACGAAGAGAGUGGUGCCACAGGGGUCAUCGUUACUCUCAGCCGUACGAGCGGCGUGCACGUGACACGAAGUCUAGUCCUAGAUGGGGAUUUGGUUUUAGAAUUGUUCGGCGUCCAACGCGACAUUUAUAGGAAACCCGUGAAUUCACAAUUCGAGGCAUGCAUUUCCUCAGAAAAUGUGAAUGUUUUCCAAUCCCUCCUUUAAAAUAUGCUCGUCCUAUUGAGAAACAAAGUUAUAGUUUUUAUUGCAGGUUGGUAUUGGGUUAUGCUAACGUGUCGAGGUUAUGGAUACACCGUUUGAAUCCUGAACUACAGCUGUAUUGGUAAUUGCCGAGGCUUGCAAGACAUCCUCGUUGAAAUAACAUUCAUACAAGAGGCUUAGACUAUUAGUUUAUUAUUAAUCAUUAAACUUUAAUAGGAUUAAAAGCACAAUCCUUUGCAAUGCCCCGUGGUGCUUGAAUGCCAAUAUCGUGUUUGGUUGCCGUUGGACCCAAGUUUUAUGUUUAACAAAUCUUUUGAUUUGCAGCUGCUUGGUCUAAAACCCCCAAUAUUGCCUCCCAGCUGUAAUAGGACAGGGGUGAUACGUGAGAGCAAUAUGAAAAGUGUUUUUUCAACAGCCGUGUAAAUGUCGCGUUGCAUGCUGAUGGUACCACAGCACCUGCGACCGUAAGGUCACUAAGCAAUGCAGAAGUUCUGGGACAAAAUCGAAAUAAACUCUUGAGUGUCUUGGCCCUCCCAACGUUAGCAGUGAACCCCCAAUGAAAGUCCACCUGUGUGCUGGUUACGUGAACACACUUUGCCCGUUUGUAUGGCAUUGAUAACACAUUUUUGUUGGUUAUUGGAACUGGUGUAGUGCGUUAAUGUACACUGGGUUGACUGAAUUCGAUUAAUUUGAAUGUAAAUGGCAAGUGAUGUUGAGUUGGGAUGAAUCUCAUUAUGCACAGCCUUUGUCCUUGGCAUGCAGGUGGUGGGGGUGCGUGUUCGUUUUCCAAGAAGUCUGAUUGUUGCGAGCAACGCCUGAACUCUGCCCCGUUGUGAGCCGCCACUGCACAGCCUUCAACAGCGCUCGUGAUGUAAAGUAAACGCACGGGCCGGUCUUGGUUACGCUUGCUUCGCGCGUGUACAACAGCUGUUGGAUUUGGUUUGGAUUGAUUGCUUAUCUUCCUCGGUUGAUUUAAUUUUACUUGCAAACGUAAUUGGCUGAAAAGUUUGCCCCCAGUUGCGUGUUUGAAAUGUUUAUUCCCACGUGGAGUUAUGCCACCCAUGUCGGCCCUGCGCCAUUUGAAGUGGGAUUUGCAUGCAUUGUGCAUUCGUUGUCACUCGAGCAGAGCAUCAGGUCGUGGACAUAACACGACGCUUCCACAAGGAUUAGAAAUUAGGCUCAGGCCACGUUGGACUUUACCCUCCUGUCUUGUCCCAUUGUGUCUGUGGUCUUGGCCCCUUUUAGUGUUUCUCCAAUUCUUCCCUGUCCUCCCCCUUUUCUGAUCAUCGGGGAAUUAUGGUAUUGUACUUUAACAAGGUGUAACAUGCUUGAUUUAGCUGAUCUUGACCCAUCUCCUGCCACGUCUCCCCUCUUGUCAUUUUCCAUCCCUAUCUUCUCUGUCCCCUCUGUGCCCUAUCUCGUUCCGUUCCCGGUCCUUUCUCCUAACAACUCCCCCUCCACUGGAAUAAACUCCCCUUGUUACAUUAAGCAUUCCCCCCCCCUCCUUAACAUUCCACACUUUGACAAGCGCCUCGAGUGAAGGUGCUCCGUAAAUAUAAAUUGCGAUCCUAAUUCAUAUUCUGCUUUUAAGACAAAAUAUAAGGCUCUGAAGGUCCUUGACCUCAACCUAUUAUGAGCUCAAAUUCCAGUCCAUUUGCUUGUUAAAGUUAAAACAUUGGCUGUGCAUGGGGGGGGGGAGGUGGUUGGCUUGGCUGGCUUAUUAGCAAUCUGGCCAAACCUUUAAAGUUGUGGGGGAAAAAAGUAUAAAGGUAAAGAUUCAGCCCCGCAAUUGCUCGCUAACGCGACUGCUGGUGGAAGGGCCUCCACUGGAGGGCGCUCUAAAGAGCUGUGGGUAUUUUUGAGUUGGUGGGAGCACUCACGUUGGCCCACACGACUUAUCGAUCGACUGGUGAACCCAUGAACAGUUGGGUGGACGGAGUUGAGGGGGGUGGGAUUUAUGAAGCUUUUCAUUUGCCAUGCCAGGAGAUCAGAACGGCAUCCUCUGGAAUGCAAGUCCAGUGUGUUCACCAUUAACGUGGAGCCGGCAUUUAAGUAAUGGUCCUCUGCCUCACCGUGGGGAUUUAUCCUGCAGAACGGCAGCACAUGGGCAGUGCCGAUUCAUAUUUUUUUCUAUGUCGAUGUUUCGUGUGUACUGUGUAUGUGCCGUGCAAAAGGAAACAAGGGUGUCCUUGCGUCACAUGUCGGGUGUUAAUCGGAGCAUGAUUGCCUAUUGUUUAAAAUAAAAUGAUUCGGGUACAAAACAUCGAAA
Molecule: messenger RNA, 6166 nt
Organism: Petromyzon marinus (sea lamprey)
Lineage: Eukaryota; Metazoa; Chordata; Hyperoartia; Petromyzontiformes; Petromyzontidae
Cellular component (GO): nucleus
Molecular function (GO): DNA binding
Source: RefSeq, a predicted model, not a curated record